Molecule: messenger RNA, 1752 nt
Organism: Tupaia belangeri chinensis (Chinese tree shrew)
Lineage: Eukaryota; Metazoa; Chordata; Mammalia; Scandentia; Tupaiidae
Gene: RYK
Product: receptor like tyrosine kinase
Exons: 14
Coding region: 165-1601 (478 amino acids)
Biological process (GO): positive regulation of phosphatidylinositol 3-kinase/protein kinase B signal transduction; cell surface receptor protein tyrosine kinase signaling pathway; protein phosphorylation
Cellular component (GO): signaling receptor complex; plasma membrane
Molecular function (GO): protein kinase activity; ATP binding
Source: RefSeq, a predicted model, not a curated record
GUCUUGAUGCAGAACUUUAUUAUGUGAGAAAUGACCUUAUUAGUCACCACGCUCUGUCCUUUAACCUGUUAGUGCCCAGCGAGACAAACUUCCUGCACUUCACGUGGCACGCAGAGUCCAAGGUUGAAUAUAAGCUGGGAUUCCAAGUAGACAAUUUUGUGGCUAUGGACAUGCCCCAGGUCAACAUUUCUGUUCAGGGGGAAGUUCCACGCACUUUAUCAGUGUUUCGGGUCGAGCUUUCUUGUACUGGCAAAGUAGAUUCUGAAGUUAUGAUACUUAUGCAGCUCAACUUGACAGUAAAUUCUUCAAAAAAUUUUACAGUCUUAAAUUUUAAACGAAGGAAAAUGUGCUACAAAAAACUUGAAGAAGUAAAAACUUCAGCCUUGGACAAAAACACUAGCAGAACUAUUUAUGAUCCUGCACAUGCAGCUCCAACCACAUCCACACGCGUGUUCUAUAUCAGCGUCGGGGUUUGCUGUGCGGUCAUCUUCCUUGUAGCAAUAAUCUUAGCUGUUUUGCACCUUCACAGUAUGAAACGGAUCGAACUGGAUGACAGCAUCAGCGCCAGCAGUAGUUCCCAAGGGCUGUCUCAGCCGUCCACCCAGACGACUCAGUAUCUGAGAGCUGACACACCCAACAAUGCGACUCCUAUCACCAGCUCCUCAGGUUAUCCUACCUUGCGGAUAGAGAAGAACGACUUGAGAAGUGUCACUCUUUUGGAGGCCAAAGCCAAGGUGAAGGACAUAGCGAUAUCCCGGGAGAGGGUAACCCUGAAAGAUGUACUCCAAGAAGGUACUUUUGGGCGUAUUUUUCAUGGAAUUUUAGUAGAUGAAAAGGAUCCAAAUAAAGAAAAACAGGCAUUUGUAAAAACAGUUAAAGAUCAAGCUUCUGAGGUCCAGGUGACGAUGAUGCUCACCGAGAGCUGCAAGCUUCGCGGCCUCCAUCACAGAAAUCUUCUCCCUAUCACUCACGUGUGCAUAGAAGAAGGAGAAAAGCCCAUGGUGGUAUUGCCCUACAUGAACUGGGGGAAUCUUAAAUUGUUUUUACGGCAAUGCAAGUUAGUAGAGGCUAAUAAUCCACAGGCAAUUUCUCAGCAGGACCUGGUGCACAUGGCCAUCCAGAUCGCCUGUGGGAUGAGCUACCUGGCCCGAAGGGAAGUCAUCCACAAGGACCUGGCGGCUAGGAACUGUGUCAUUGAUGACACACUGCAAGUUAAGAUCACAGACAAUGCCCUCUCCAGAGACUUGUUCCCCAUGGACUAUCACUGCCUGGGGGACAAUGAAAAUAGGCCAGUUCGGUGGAUGGCUCUGGAAAGCCUGGUUAAUAACGAGUUCUCGAGCGCUAGUGAUGUGUGGGCCUUCGGAGUGACGCUGUGGGAGCUCAUGACCCUGGGCCAGACGCCCUAUGUGGACAUUGACCCCUUCGAGAUGGCUGCAUACCUGAAAGACGGCUACCGGAUAGCCCAGCCGAUCAACUGUCCGGAUGAGCUAUUUGCUGUGAUGGCCUGUUGCUGGGCCUUAGAUCCAGAGGAGAGGCCCAAGUUCCAGCAGCUGGUACAAUGUCUCACGGAGUUCCAUGCCGCCCUGGGAGCCUACGUCUGACUCCUCCCUCGUAGGCACAGCCUCAGGAGGAAGCCCGUCGGGCUCCCUGGCAGCCUGUGGGGACCCUCGGAGGGGAGCACAACGCCGGCAGGAGCACGCCUGUCUUCCAGCACCCUGUGGGGACCCUCGGAGGGGAGCGCAACGCCGGCAG